GUCCCAAACACUUGAAAAAAUAAUAUCUGUUUUAUCUAUUUAACAGAGUAAUCAAGUGCAGUAUCAUCAUUCACAUAACAACUUCUCCUAAUUAAGAGACAUAGAGAUGCCGAUUAGCCAGAGAGUUCUGAAGCAGGUUGCUGCCUUUCCGGUUGUCUUAGCCAUCGUUUGCUAUUUCUUCUGGCCAUCAAUCAUCGCGCCGGACCACCUAAAGGGCUCGAAGGACAUCCUCCAAGCGGCUAAGACCAUUCCUCUCCCUGGUGAUGGACCAGAGAGCUUAGAAUUUGAUUCACAAGGUGAAGGCCCUUACGUUGGCGUCACUGACGGUCGCAUCCUCAAAUGGCGCGGUGAAGAGCUAGGCUGGGUUGAGUUCGCCCACUCUUCUCCUCACAGAGAUAACUGUUCGAGGCAUAAAGUAGUUCCAAGUUGUGGGAGACCAUUGGGACUUAGCUUCCAUAAGAAAACAGGAGAUUUGUACUUCUGUGAUGGUUACUUUGGGGUCAUGAAGGUCGGACCAGAGGGAGGCUUGGCCGAGUUAGUUGUUGAUGAAGCCGAAGGUCGCAAAGUCAUGUUUGCGAACCAAAUGGAUAUAGACCAAGAGGAAGACGUCUUCUACUUCAAUGAUAGCAGCGAUAAAUACCACUUCGAGCAAGUGUUCUACGUGUAUAUGUCCGGGGAGAAGACGGGAAGAGUAAUUAGAUACGAUAUGAAGAAGAAAGAGGCCACAGUUGUAAUGGACAAACUUCAUUUACCUAAUGGUUUAGCUCUAAGCAAGGACGGGUCGUUUGUACUCACCUGCGAAAGUGGUACAAAUACUAUCCACAGAAUAUGGGUCAAGGGUCCUAAAGCCGGGACCAACGAGGUUUUUGCAAAGAUCCCGGGUCCUAUGGACAAUAUCAGACGCACGCCUACGGGAGAUUUUUGGGUCGCGUUGCACUCCAAGGACAGUUUGUUCACUCGUGUGUUUCUGAGUCACUCUUUGGUCGGAAAGUUUUUCAUCAAGACGCUGAAGGUGGAGACUGUGGUUCAUCUCAUUAAUGGAGGAAAACCUCAUGGAAUUGUUGUGAAACUCUCUGGAGAGACAGGAGAGAUUCUUGAGACACUUGAGGACAGUGAAGGGAAGACGAUGAAGUAUGUUAGUGAAGCUUACGAGAGAGAAGAUGGCAACUUAUGGUUUGGGUCUGUGUAUUGGCCGGCCGUUUGGGUGCUUGAUAAUUCUGUUUACGGUCUCAAAUGAGUUAGCAAAUGCAAACAAAAAGUAAUAAUUUGGUGGUAUGAUCUUCUUUUUUCUAACUUGUUAGAAGACAUGCAUCUUCCUUUGUACCUUCUUGUUGUUGUGUGAGUGGACUUUGAUUUGUUGGUUUA
This is a messenger RNA of Brassica napus (rape), 1365 nucleotides long. RefSeq names its product protein STRICTOSIDINE SYNTHASE-LIKE 8. The transcript has 3 exons. Gene Ontology annotation, molecular function: strictosidine synthase activity. NCBI's taxonomy places the organism in Eukaryota, Viridiplantae, Streptophyta, Magnoliopsida, Brassicales, Brassicaceae. The record is from RefSeq and is a predicted model, not a curated record. Gene Ontology annotation, biological process: biosynthetic process. The coding region runs from base 107 to 1237 and encodes 376 amino acids.